AUAUGCUGCAAGGGAAUCUCCCAGUCCCACCACCAAAUACAAAUUUGUACUUGGUGGAUAACAACAGAUUAACUGGAUAUAUUUCACCUGUGAUAUGUGGUGUCAUGUCUCUUAAAGUACUAGAUUUGUUGAAGAACAGCCUGAGUGGACCAAUUCCACAGUGCCUUGCCAAUUCUUUGGAAGCCUUAAUUCUUCAAGACAACAAUUUUUCUGGUGCAAUUCCUCAAAUGUACCCAAAAGGAUGUGAUUUGAAGGUGAUGGACUUAAGCCAAAACCAGUUAACAGGGGAAGUUCCAAAAUCAUUGUCAAAUUGUAAAAUGCUACAGAUUUUGGAUCUAUCAAAAAACAAGAUGAAUCAAACUUUCCCCGCUUGGUUGGGGAGUCUUCCACGACUACAAGUUCUACUUCUGCAUUCCAACAUGUUUCAUGGUGAAAUCGGAAGUCCCAGGAAUCCUUCAGAGUUCCCAAGGCUGUGCAUUAUUAAUCUCUCUCAUAACUUUUUCACUGGUGCAUUGCCUGUGAAUUAUAUACAGAUUUGGAAUGCUAUGAAAGCUUUCCGCACAAACAUGGAACCAUAUAUAAAGACAGGUUUGAACUUUGAAAAGAAAAUUGGCUUUUAUACAGUCACAUACAAUUUCACAUAUUACAGCUCAAUGAUUCUUACCAACAAAGGUGUAGAGACGGAGUACCAAAAGAUUUUAAAUAUAUUCACUGCUAUUGAUCUCUCGAGUAACAAAUUUACAGGGAAGAUUCCAAAAUCUCUUGGAAGUCUAGUGGCUCUCCAGUUGCUCGACCUUUCUAACAAUAAUCUUAUAGGUCCAAUUCCUCUGUCACUUGGGAACCUGACACAGCUUGAAUCGUUGGACCUUUCCCAGAACAAGCUCUCAGGAGUCAUCCCUGACCAGUUAGCAGCACAACUCAAUUUUCUCGCCUACUUCAACGUGUCUCAGAACCUCCUAAGAGGUCAAAUACCACAAGGCCCGCAGUUCAGAACAUUUGACAAUAAUUCAUACAUGGAAAACUCAGGACUUUGUGGAUUCCCUUUAUCGAAGAAUUGUGAAACUCUGCAGUUACCACCUGAUGACAGCGAUGAUGAUUCUGGCGAAGAUAAGUUUCCAAGUGGAUUUGAUUGGUUAUUCAUAUUUGCAGGACUUGGAAGUGGUCUUGUUGUUGGGUUUGUUAUGGGAAACAUCCUAAUGGAUAGGCAACCCUGGCUGAUUCGUGGAAUUGUUCAGAAAUUUGGAAGGACACAAAAGAAAACGAGGAUGCAAGAGAGGCAGAUCUUCCGGGCUUAGGGACCAGGUUUGCUGAGAAAUGUGCUUUUAGCAGUCUUUUUUACUGAGCAUGCGUGUGCAAUUGUUGUUCUAGAUAUGUUUAGUUGUAUGUUCUCGUGUUCUAAUAUUUCAUUGUUGUGUCUUGAACCGCAA
Daucus carota subsp. sativus is the source of this 1427-nucleotide messenger RNA. RefSeq names its product receptor-like protein 33. Gene Ontology annotation, molecular function: protein binding. Lineage: Eukaryota; Viridiplantae; Streptophyta; Magnoliopsida; Apiales; Apiaceae. The transcript has a single exon. Bases 3 to 1295 code for a protein of 430 amino acids. The record is from RefSeq and is a predicted model, not a curated record.